Molecule: messenger RNA, 2514 nt
Organism: Puntigrus tetrazona (Sumatra barb)
Lineage: Eukaryota; Metazoa; Chordata; Actinopteri; Cypriniformes; Cyprinidae
Gene: tatdn2
Product: TatD DNase domain containing 2
Exons: 7
Coding region: 153-2165 (670 amino acids)
Molecular function (GO): hydrolase activity, acting on ester bonds
Source: RefSeq, a predicted model, not a curated record
UAUAAUCGACAAGUGCACUUGUAAAUCAAAUUAAGCGUCUCCUUCCUUAUUCCCUCAAAUCAUAAAUACGUGCUAAAUAUGUGCACCCUCCAUACUCGGUACGUCUCAAACUAAGCGCACUAUGCAACGCUGUCUGGGGUCCAGUAAGUACGAUGAACCGCAAAAGGGAAAAGGUUAAGUUUACAUGGCUGGAUAAAGCCAAGGAUUCUCCCAGAAAACUCAUGAAGAACAGUGUGGGUGUGGCACAGCCAACAUGCUGGGAUGGAGAUGAUCAGGACGGUGGUAUAAGAGAGGUUUGCUCUCCUGGCCUGAACACGUCUACGGGCUCAGUUGAAUUGAGCGACAUGGAGAACAUGUGUCUCAGCACCCCACUUAGUACACCCAAAGCACGCUUAAAACUGACUGGACGCCACAGAGCACUGUUGAAAAAAAACAGUCCUGGUGCGGACACUGUUUCAGGACAGUCCUCUGUUGGCCCUUCACCACCCUCUGCUGGAAAGAAAUGCAGGAGUCCAGAAGAAGGGCAGAAAGUCAUUCUCCUCAAAGCGCUAAGUGAUGCAAUGGGGAAUGCAAACAAAACGUCAUCAGUUGGUGGGCCUAAAAGUCCUUCUGCAAAGAAAACCCCAGACAUGCUUAAAAAGGCAAUUGAGGAGAAAAGCAGAUCUGAACUUGACUGCUGCUCAUUCAGUGGGAAGAUUGAACGACUGAGCGCCGCUACAGAUGACGAGCCUCUCUCGCUGGACUUCAUAGACACAGAAGAUGAUGGGACAGAAAUAAUGCUGGAUACCAGGAGUGUGAUUCUAAAGCGACCAGAAUCGCCGGACUGGUCAGAUGUUGAGGACUCCGAGCAGGUGGAAGUCUUCUCACAGGAUGAGUCUUUCGAAACAAAGGGGCGUCAAACAGCUGUGCUUAAAAGGGAUUGUGAGUUUGUGGAAUAUAAUAACACUCUUCCAGCUUUAUGCCACCCUUACUCUUUAUCAUCAGCUUUAGAACCAGAAGUGCAUAAUAGUUCCCCAACCGUGGAGCUUUUGUCAGAGCAUUCAGCUCAGAAUACAGCCUCUGCCCUGGAGCCCCCUAAGAGCUGCACAGUGAGGCGGUCCCUCAAAUUACAGGAGUCUGUCAUCAGCUCUUCUCCGCUGGUCGACGUUUUCUCCGGUCUCAGAACAUUUACAUCCUCCCCAUAUACACCCGGUUACUGGAAUUACUCGCAUCUUACUCCACGCAGGACUUCAGAAUCAAAUAUUUAUGCGUCUUCACCGAUGCUCAUCGCUGAUGACGUUGCCACUCGCAGGAUGUCUCUUGGUUCGGAGCCUCUCUGGCUGUCAGAUUUGAACUAUUCACGAGCGGAUUCCGCAGGAUUCAUUGACACGCACUGUCACCUUGAUAUGCUCUAUGGGAAGUUGAGUUUUCAGGGAAGUUUCCAAAGGUUUCAGAGAAUGUACGCUAGUACUUUCCCAAAGGAGUUUAAGGGCUGCAUCGCGGACUUCUGCAACCCACGAAUCACUGAGAAAGAGGCUAUCUGGCAAGGGCUGCUAGGAGAGGAGAAAGUAUGGGGAGCCUUUGGUUGCCACCCGCAUUUUGCCAAGGAGUAUAACCACGUUUAUGAGCAAAGCAUCAUGAGUGCUAUGCGUCACCCUAAGGCCAUUGCAUUUGGAGAGAUUGGUUUGGAUUACUCGUAUAAGAAUUCUACCGAAUCGUGGAAGCAGAAGGAGGUGUUUGAAAGGCAGUUGCAGUUGGCCGUCUCUCUCCGGAAGCCUCUUGUCAUACAUUGUCGUGAUGCGGAUGAUGAUGUGCUGAAAAUUAUGAAGAAGUGUGUCCCCUGGGAUUACAAAAUACACAGACACUGUUUUACCAACAGCUAUUCUGUGAUCGAGCCGUUCUUGAGUGAAUUCUCUAACCUGUGUGUGGGUUUCACUGGACUGGUGACGUAUCAUCACGCUGCAGAGGCUCGAGACUCUGUGAGGAAAAUCCCACUCAACAGAAUCUUACUGGAGACGGAUGCACCAUAUUUCCUACCCAGACAGGUGCCAAAGUCCACAUGCAGGUUUGCUCAUCCUGGUAUGGGCAUACACACGCUGCAUGAGAUUAGUCUGCUGAAGGAAGAGAGCCUAACCACAGUACUGCAAACAGUCCGGCAAAACACCAGACAUGUAUACGGUCUGUGAUGAGCAACUGAAGUCCUUGCCAUCUUAGUCCAGCUAUCAUUUAGCUUUGUCUUGCUAAAAAGGUUAACAUGAGUGUGUUCAAAUAAGUGUAUCAGCAUUAAUGCUUAAGUUUUGUAAGUGUUGUAGGGAAUGUCACAUCUGUUAAAAAUGUUAAAAUAAUUUUAAUAUCUCUUCGGUUUUGUUUUAAAAUGGUUCUUGUUCUCAGGAUUCUUUUGUCGUGUAUCUGCAUGCAUUUUUAGUUAUGUAUGCUUGUAAGACAUAAGUGACAUAAAAUGCUGGCUUGUGUCUGUUAGAAUAAGUCAUUUUUUCCUUACACAAUCAAUGUUUAUACAAAAAUAAAAUGUACACA